GCAUAGGGGGAAACCUAGCUAUUAGUGUAGCAGGGUCAUGAAGAAGAGGCGGCGGCGGGAGAUCGGAGGCGGCGGCGGGGGUGUGAAACUGCGGUAGCUGCUUGCUGGGCUAGUGGCUUUGUAGGAAAGGCGUAGCUCCUAAAGCCGUCUCCGGGCAGCGGCCGGGGCUCGGGGCUGAGAGCGGCCGCGGGGCUGCCUCCCCGGGCCCCCUGGCUCCGCCAUGUUCCGCAGGGCACGCCUUAGCGUGAAGCCGAAUGUCAGGCCUGGAGCCGGGGCCAGGGGCUCCGCCGCUCCCAAUCCCCAGCGUGAACCGGAGGCUCCCAGGCCUCCGGAGCCUGCAGCGACCUCUGCCCCGAAGCCAGCGGAGUCCACAGAUGUGCCCCCGGUGGGUUUUGGGGAAGCGGAGCCCCAAGAACAGACUCCCAAGAGCAGUGAUGAAAAGACUGAUGGUGGGAAGGAUGUUGAAGAAUCUAGUAAAUCUUCCUCUGCUGUUUCACAGAGAAGAAAGCGAGUAUCAAGUACUUCUAGUCUGGAUAAACCUGGUGUCAGUGUUCCUUCAGAACCUCAUCCUUUAUCUACAGUUAAUCAAGAAGCUCCACAGCCAGACCCUGGUCCAACAGAAGAGAAACAGCCAUGCUCAGACAGAUACCGAAUAUAUAAAGCCCGGAAACUGAGAGAAAUGUUAAAAGAAGAAUUGAGGAAAGAGAAGAAGCAAUGGAAAAACAAAUGUGCUAUAAAUGAAAGUCAGAGGCCACCAGAUCGUUCCAAAAUGACUAUGAGAGACUUCAUAUAUUACCUGCCAAAUAACAAUCCAAUGACUUCUUCACUGGAACAAGAAAAGAAAACUGAAAAAUCAUCAACACCAGUCCAGACAAGAGAGCAAGAAGGCAAGGGUGCUCCUGAUGGUGAAGAUGAUGAGGAAAUAGAAGAAGAGGUGGAUGAUGGGCCGUUGCUGGUUCCUCGAGUAAAAGUGGCAGAAGAUGGUUCUAUUAUUUUGGAUGAAGAAAGUUUAACUGUAGAAGUUUUAAGAACAAAAGGUCCCUGUGUUGUUGAGGAAAAUGACCCCAUAUUUGAGCGUGGUUCUACAACUACGUAUUCCAGCUUUAGGAAAAACUAUUACUCUAAACCAUGGUCAAAUAAAGAAACAGAUAUGUUUUUUUUAGCCAUCAGCAUGGUAGGAACAGACUUUUCUAUGAUUGGACAGCUUUUUCCUCACAGAGCAAGGAUAGAAAUUAAGAAUAAAUUUAAACGUGAAGAGAAAACAAAUGGAUGGAGAAUAGACAAAGCAUUCCAGGAAAAGCGCCCUUUUGACUUCGAUUUUUUUGCUCAUUUGCUUCAGAAAGUUCUUGCUGAAGAAGAGAAAAGAAAACAAAAACCUGUUAAAAAUCAGAGUUUAAAGGAGAAGAAGUCCUCUAAAUCACGGAAAAAUGUAAAAGUGAAAAAAGUUGCCAGUGAAAGAGUUGAUGAUGACCCAGAUGAAUCUGUGAGCCCUAAAAUUUCAGACACAGAAGGAUCUCAAAAGGAUGCUCAGACAGUUGAAGAACAGUCUCUGAUUUUAUCAGGACAGGAUUCAGAACAGAAUGCAUUAGAACAAGACAUAAAUCAAAAAAAAAGAAGAAAGAAUCAGGAUAAAGGUGGUGAACAAGAAGUAAAUCUUUCAGAAAAUGCCACUGUUCAGCCAGGUUCUUCUAAAGGAGAAAAACACAAAAAUAAAUGCCUGCCUUUAGGUCCUGAGAUAAAUGAAGAUGAAGGCAAUAAGGAACAAGAGCUUCCCUGUGUACAGAACACAGAAGACAUUGUGGGUUUAUCCUCUAGUGAAAAGGUGGAGAAAGGAACUGACCCUAUUCUUUCAUCAAGUGGUCAACAAGAUGCCGUAUCAGUAGCAACUGAGACUUCAGAAUCAAGUACUUCAGAUUUGCCUUCAUCAGAAGGUGGAAUUAGAGCAUUGUGUGAGGUGAAUAAUGCUGAGAGUAGUUGUACAGAAGAAAGAAAUGUUGACCAAAAAAAUAAAUCACUGGAAACUGAUCAAACAGAAAAUAUUAAACCCAUGACAAGAGGACGACUCCAGAGACCCAAACCCAAUUUAUCAAGGGCAGUUGGGAAGAAAUCAGUUCUUUCACAAGGUAAAACAGAUGCAGAGAAGAAGAGUUUACAUACAGAAACUUCAGUUGAAAAGAAUCACAUGGAAAAGGAGAAAAUGAAUACACUUAGUAUUUCUGGAAUGGAGAAUACAGAGAAAAAGAACCUAGAAGCUGACACUGUAUCCAAUUUGAGUGAAAAAAUUUGUCUGCAGGAAGAUGAUCAACCAAAGGCUUUCAGACCCGCACGACUAAUGAGGGGCCUAUUGCAAAGGCCAAAGCCAAAUGUAGGUAAAGCUGCUGGAAGAAAAGAAGCUCUUACAUCACAGGAAAAAACUGGGGCCAGUGUAGAAAAGAAUGAAAAUGAAUCCUGUAUUGAUAGAGAUACUCCUGAACAAAUAGAAGAUCAGUCAUGUAAACAUUUUGAGUGUGAAGACAUCACAUCACAAUCUGAAAAAGAAGAUACUUCUUUUCAAAAUGUGCAGUCAGAUGAGCUCAAGGCUCUUAAUGAAUGUCUAAGUAUUCAAGAGGAUAAUAAAGCAAAAAAACAAGUUCAAGUUCUAAAGACUCGAUUUCAGAAACCAAGGCCAAAUAUAGGAAGGAGAACUGGAAGAAGAGAGAUUUUCUCAAAGGAAGAGAUAUCAAAGGAGAUUCUUACAUCUGAGGAAAUGACAGCAGCUUUGAAAGAAACUGCAAGCUUGGGAACCUCACCGAAGGAGAAGGUACCUGUGGAAACUAAUACUACUAAGGAAAUGGAGUCAGAUUUAAAAGAAACUGGAAGAAGAGACAUCUCUCCCAGGGAGAAAAUUCCAGAAAUGAUUGAUGUCACUGUGGAAAUGGAGACAGGUUUGAAAGAAGCUGGAAGAAAAGACAUCUCUCCCAGGGAGAAAAUCCCAGAAAUAGUUGAUGUUGCUGUGGAAAUGGAGACAGGUUUGAAAGAAACUGAAAGAAAAGACGUCUCUCCCAGGGAGAAAAUCCCAGAAAUGGUUAAUGUCACUGUGGAAAUGGAGGCAGAUUUGAAAGAAACUGGAAGAAAAGACAUCUCUCCCAGGGAGAAAGUCCCAGAAAUGCUUGAUGUCACUGUGGAAAUGGAGACAGAUUUGAAAGAAACUGGAAGAAAAGACAUCUCUCCCAGGGAGAAAGUCCCAGAAAUGCUUGAUGUCACUGUGGAAAUGGAGACAGAUUUGAAAGAAACUGGAAGAAAAGACAUCUCUCCCAGGGAGAAAAUCCCAGAAAUGCUUGAUGUCACUGUGGAAAUGGAGACAGAUUUGAAAGAAACUGAAAGAGAGAUUUUCCCAAGUGAGGAGAUAACAGAGGUGACUGAUGCCACUGAGGAAAGUGAGACAGAUUUGGAAGAGACUGAAAGAAGAGAAAUAUCCCUACAGGAAAAUACCCCAGAGACGGUUGAUACUAUUGGUGAAGUGGAGACAGAUUUGAAAGAAAUUGGAAGAGAGAUUUCCCCAUGGGAGAAGAUACCGGAGAUGAUUGAUGCCGUGGAGAAGGUAGAGACAGGUUUAGAAGAAACUGAUAGAAGAGACAUAUCUACACAAGAAAAGGCCUCAGAGGUCAAAACUAUAGGUGAUGAAAUGGAGACAAAUUUGAAAGAAAUUGGAAUAGAAAUUUCCCCAAAGGAAAAGGUACUAGUGGGGAUCAGUGCUACAGGGGAAAGGGAGAUUGAUUUGGAAGAUACUGGAAAAAGAAACAUUUCCCUGAUGGAAAAGGUAUCAGGACAGGUGACUGCCAUUGAGGAAACAGAGGCAGAUUUGAAAGAAACUGAAAGAGAAAUUUCCUUGAGGAAAAGCAGAUCAGAAGAGAACAGUGCUUCUGAGGGAAAGGUGGCAGAUUGGGAAAAAAUUGGGAAAAUAGAUAUUUCUCUAAGGGAAAAUGAACCAGAGGAGACUGGAACCUCAAGACAAACUGAGACAGAUUCAUUGCAGAGCGGUAGUGGUGACUGCAGCGCUGUGCCUUCACUAAAUGUUGAAGACAUUAGCAGUGAAGUAUUAUCCGUGGUGCAUACAUCUGUGGAAGAAAAAAGAAAUUCUGAAAAGGAAGUGUCAAGUCAGUUGAGUCACUUGACCAUUUCUUCACAGACUUCUGAACUUGAUAAAAUAGAAGACCAGAGGAUGCAAUCUCCAGGUGUUGCAGAGCAGUUUUCAGAAACUAAUUUAAGCAAAUCUCUUCCUCAAGAACAGAAGCUAUUUGAAGUUAAACCAGCACCUUUUGUGAGAAGUAGAUUCAAAAGACCAAAGCCAAACUUAGCAAGAGCAGCUUCAAAAAGAGAGACUACGAAAGCAGAAAAACAUGCAUCUGGAAAGAAAGUAGAAGCUGAUAAAACAGGAACUGUUGUGAUACAGCAGAGCUGUGAACAAACGAGUACUCUCCCUUCUCAACAUGAUGUGGCUUCCCUAAUGACAUCAAGAGAAAACGACAAAUCAGAUCACAGUCAGGAGGAGGCUGUGAUACUACCAUGUGUACAGACUGAAAAGGACCUUUCACCUUCAAGUUCUUUUGAACCUAAAGAGGAGUCGCAGUCUACACAAGCCCAGGAAAAGGAAUUAGUUGUCUCUGUGGGGACUCAUAACAUAAACACUUUAGAACAAGAAAUGAAGGAAAGUGUUAUCCAAACUGCUCCACCGGUAAGGGGCCGACUUCAGAGGCCCAGGCCAAACUUAAGAAAGGUUGGCCAGAGACAAGUAAUAGAAAAAAGUGAAGCCAAAGAAAUAAUUAAGGAAGAAAGGACACUACAAAAAGAUGAAACUGAAAAGAAAUUCCUGACUGUGCCAAAUUCUCAAAUUGCAACCGAAAUGGAAGUUGUAUCCUCCAAAGUUUCAGAAGGCAGAAUGUACGAAAACCAGAGUCACGUUCUUUUACAAGACCUUCAUGCUAACAAAAUAAAUGUUUUAGAUGAAAAGAUGAGACAUGAACAUAAAACGUAUGUUCCUAGUCCAUCACAAAUGAUAAGAAGGCGAUUCCAAAAGGCUAAGCCAAAUUUGGGAAGAGCACAAGGGAAGAAAGAGGAAUCAGGCAUAGAAAAAGACAGAGCAGAUGAGAGUGAGGCAAGGAAGCCAGAAGAUAAUUUGCUGCAACGUGGAGAUUCUGACACCCAGCUUCUUCAAAAAGGAAAAGCUGAGUUUCUGACGUCUCUGGAGGUUUCAGCAAAAAAAGAUUCUAUAGGUUCCAAGGAGACUGGUUUGGCAAAAAAAGAUGCUCAGUCAGAAGUUGGACCAUCAGGAAGUGUUGGAGAGAAAACUGUAGGGGAUAAUUCUGUGCGUUCAGUUGUUGAAGAGCAGUAUGUCAGUAAACCAACAAGCUCUUCACAACUGCUAAAAGAAUCAAAUUACUCUAAAAUUGCUCUGGAUCGAAGAACAGCUCGCUCUUCUGCCUCUGGGUGUGAGAUAGAUCGUAGUGAAAGGAGACUGCGUCGAAAGAUUAAGCCAAACGUCCCGAAAGGGCGUGGAUCAAAACGAAUCCGGAGUAAGACCUCUAAGAAGGAACCUAGAGUUUCCAAGGCUGUGCUGGUGACUCUUCGAGCUUCCCAGGAAGAAGAUGAAGAUGAUGCUGAAGACUUUGAGUCUGACUAUGAAGAAGAAAGCUAUCAUCUUGCUCCAGAAGAAGUAAACAAAGCUCCAGUGUUUGUACCUGUUGGCCUCAGAUCUCCUGAACCUGUUUCUGCUCAGAUUGAGGAAACCAUGGAAGAGCUUGAAAUACGCACGAAUAUCCCAGAUAUAGGAUACAUAGCUGUUGUUGAACAUCAGCUCUCAUCAAACAUAGAUGUGACUACUCAGGAAACGAAACAAGAAGAAAAUUUGAAUGCGCUGUCAGUUGAAAUGACCACAGGUGAACAUUCCCAGGCCGAAACAGGUACCAGCGAUGGAAGCACUGAAGCUGCCAUAACUUUACUUACAAUGGGAGGUCUGGUGUUGCAGUCAGAGAUCGGUACAGAACAGAGUGAUGGAGUAUGUGUACUUCCUGACAUUCAUUCAAAUGAUAAAAGCCAUAUUCCUUUUAGCCCAGAUAAUAUAAAUCUCAAAAUUGUUCGUGAAUGUCAGGAACCGCCUUCACCUGUCCAUAGUACAUCAUCUCCAUCAGUAGAAGAAAACAGAGUUGUAUUGGAUGAACAAAGUACUAAAGAAGAAAUUGGAUUAAUGGAAGAAGUAAAGGAAAACACUAUAUCAUCCAGGACUGCAGCUUCUGAAGUGACCGGUAAUUUGAGGAAGAGAAGUAGAUUUGCCAAGCCUAAGCCAAACCUUAAGACGAUUUUAAGGACCAGCAAGUUUGGUGCUCAUCAGGAAGCUACCAGUUUGUUUGUAACUAAAGGAGAAGUGGAAAUUCAAAGAGAAACUGAGGAAGAUGCUUCUAAAGGAACAGAAUUAGAAGAUAAAAACCUUGGAUCAGUUACAACAGCAGAGAGUAAGGAGCAGAGCAAAUUGGCAUCUGUACAUGGUAUUGGAGAAACCAGUGUUUCACAAGAAGCACACCUAACUGCAAGAAGUGAAGAUCAAGAAGGGAGGUCUGAAGAGGUUCACAUAUCAUCAGUUGCUCCAGUUGUUUCUUCUGAGUCAAGGCCCCACACACUUGGUUCGGGUAUGGGUUCUGGUGAGAGUUCUGUUGAAGACCCCCUGGGAAAGGACUCUAACGGAGACAGUGUGCUUACACUUCAUGUGCCAGAGUGUAUACCAACUAGUAUUCCAGAAGUCCAGCAAGAGAAUGUAAACAAUCCUCAAGACCUAACAGUGAAUCUAUUUGCUAAUGUACAUCAAGAUGGUGAGGAUGAACAAGCAUUCAUUUUGACUCUGGUGGAAAUCCCAACCAAUGCAGUAGAAGAAUUUGCUGAUACCACUAUGCAGUUAAUGCCAAACACCUUACUGCCAGCGCCCAUAUUGGUCAAAUCAGUGAAUACAGAAGAAAGGGGGGACAUGAGUAUCAGUUUUCCAGUAACUUCAGUUGGUCAGGAUAACAUGUGUUUAUCUAAUUCUGGAAGAGAUGAUUCUGAAAAGCCACCUGCUAAUUUGGAUCUUGUAUCUAGGAAGAGACUUCAUUGUAAGCUUGAUGAAAGUGACCAUGUUCCUCCUGCCAAAAAAAGUUCACUCACUUCAAAAGACGAUUGUCAAAAAUAUACCUCUGAGGUGUGUUCACAGGAAUUAAUAAAUGUUUUGGAGGAAACAGGGGGGUCUUACAAGGGACAAGAUAUUUUCCCUACCUCAGGAAACACACAUACAAUUCCAGAACCUCAGAAAGAGCAACUUGAACCAACUUUUCAGAGUAUCACAUCUAGAUCUGUUGAUAAAAUAACAGAUGUACAAGAAAGGAAUGCAUCUCAGUUACCUCAGGAGGAGAUAAUGGUGCCUGAUAAGGAAGAAAGGACUUGUGCUGCCUCUACGUCUGAACAAAUGGACAGCAUCACAUCAUCUUCAAAAACCCCACUAUCCAGACCUGGCAGAAGACCCCUGGGAUUUUUGUCUUUAAUAUGUUCAAAGAAUAGUUUGGAGUCUGAUGAACCAACUCAGGUUCAUAGUAAGAAACGCCUAAAACCUCUUAUACCUGUAUCAAGACAGAAUUUGAAAAGAUCUAAUCCUCUCAAUGUAAACCAGAAAAAAGCUGAAGAGUCCUCUGAUCUUCCAUCUCCAAGUGUUGUUGUUAAUACUGAACCUAAAAAUACUGAUAGUUCAGCAACUCAGGUUUCUUGUAACAGUUCCUUACCAAAAGGAGAAUGUAAAGGUGGCCAAAACCGGGUAACUGAAGAGGAGCCAACCACAGUCUCUGAAUAUUUCUUCAGCGAUAUCUUUAUUGAAGUGGAUGAAACAGAAUAAAAGUCGUCUUUUUUUUUUUUUUUUUUUUUUUUAAGUCUAGGAUUCCCAGAGUCAGUUAUAUCAGCAAAGCAGUAUUUAGAAAAAAGCAUCACUGGCAAUUUUUCUUUAGGUUGAUUUUGAAUAUUUAAUAGGCUUGAUUUGAAGCUUUUCUAAUCAGUGAAAAGCAUUGCUGAGGUUCCUUUCAUCCUGAUUGAUCCAUCAAGACUGCUUUCUCAGACAGAAGUAACAACUCUCGUUUACAUUUUAACUCUUCUGUGUUGAACACACAUGGACAUGUUGGAAUGUCGUGGAUAAAUGUCUCUGUAUAUAUCACAGUGCCGUCGUAUUUGGAGGUGGAUUGCAUUUAACAUUUAGCAAACCUUUUGUGAAGGUUUUUUUCUGUUUCUUUAGGGUUUUUUGGUUUUUCGUUUCUUGGGGGGAUGGGGGGGUUUGGAUGGUGAAGGCCUUUUCAAUUGCCCCUAUGUGUAUGAAAGGAAAUUGUGAAACUCCACUUUAGUAUGGUAAAUGUUUAAAACUUUUCUAUUAUCAGCUAUUUGACUGAAAAAUGUGUAUUUUUCUAAUUCGUGUUGAUGUAACAUUAGUCCUAAUUGAAGAACUGGUAUUUAAACUUACUAUUUAUAAAGAUAAAACAUCAAAAAGCUUAUUUAUUUUUAAAUUUUUUAUUUAAAAGAAUAUUCAGUUUUAAUUAUUUUUACCCCUGAGAUUGUGGGUAAAGAAGGCAUUAACAAAUUUAUGUUUGUCUCCUUUCCCUCUUUAAUUUUAAAGAUAUUUAAAGUGAUGUAACUAAAGUGUUUCAAUAGAGUAUAUGUUUUGAAUACAUUUUUUUCUCAUAGUUUAGUAUAUGGACUUUGUACUGUGAAUUUUUUGUUUUUCUUAUUUCUUGGAUAAUCUCAGGAUUUGUAUGGAAAAAAAACACCCUUUAUUUUUGAGGCAAAUUUCCAUACAAAACUCAGUCUCCAUUACACACACACAUGCUCACAUACACACAUUCCUUUUUUAAAUAACAAUUUCUUGGUAUUUUUUUUUCCCCAUUAAAUUUUCCUUAAGGAACUAAGUACUUUUACCUUUAUGCACAGAACGUAAUUGUGAUGUUAAAAACAGAAAAUGAGGUAGCAGUAAGACUUUAUUAAGUCAGUGAUUAUUAUCAGUAUGAAUUUAUUUGAAAAGCUUUCUGGGUUGAUAAUACAUUAGAUCAAAAGUCAGAAACAUUUUCUGCAAAAUAUUUUCGAGUUUGUGGGCCCUCUGUGGUAACUAUUCAACUCUGCCAUUUCAGUGUGAAAACAGCUACAGACAAUACUUUAAUGAUGGACAUGGAUGGAUUGGAUUUUUAGUUUGGCCCCUACAUUAGACAGUAGUUUUCUUACCUUAUGGUGCUGAUGUCAUGACCUAUGAGAUAUUUGUCACUGGAGUUAUGAGUUGUGCCUAGUAAUUAAAACCAUUGAUUGCAUUAUGAAAUCAGUAUUUCACUUGGGAAGAUAUUUUAAUGUCUAAUUAUGUUUGUAAAUUGAAAAAAAUGGCGGCCAGUUUUCAAGUUCAAUGGUAAAAUUGGAUUUGGCUUGGCAAGUAUAACAGUAAUCCUAAAUUAUUAAAACAAUUGAUAUUAGAGCAUUUAUUAUUCAUUGCCUUAUAGUGAAAUUUCCAGUUUAACUUUUUUUGUCCUAAAGGAGGAUCUAUAAGGAAAUUCUCUUCAUGUGAUUAAUAUGUCACAGAAAUCAUGGUAGCAAAUCACAUUGCUAUUUUAAUGCCCUUUUUUAUAACUUUUAAAAAUCUCAUAUUCUGAAAAUGUUUCUUUCAUUUAGUUCAUGUUAGUUUGGGUGUUAGGUUGUCAUAGCUAAACUAUUAUUUUAUUCCUUGUUUAAUAUUACUUUUAAAUUUUGUUAACAUCUGUCUCUUGUUCAUCUACAGUGAGUUAAUUUUAUGGAAGAUGUAACUUCUUACUGUAUACAGGAUAAUUUUAUCUUUGGGCAUUCAUUGUAUUAGAGAAUCAAGUCAGACAGCUAAAUUAUCCUACUAUUAUAUCCUUCAAACUAUUCUCGGAAAAAGAAACUUAAUCAAUGUAUUUACCUUACAAGGUGGAAAGACUUGUGUUUUUAACAGAAGUGUUUUCACAUCUGUGUUUAAUCUGACUCAUGUAAAGAUGAUGAUGUGAAGAAUUUGUAUUUUAUAAAUCUUAAAAGAGAUAUGAUUAAAGGUCUUUAUUUUUUUCUUGACUUUUCCUCCUGAACACUUACGUCUUAGGAAGUGAUCAACAUGAUGGCUUAAAAGCCUAAUUGUUGGUAAAUGAUUGAGGCACAGAUAAAAAUAUAAAUAUCCACUGUUUACCACCAUGUUCUUUGAAAUAUAAGUGAUCAUGUAUACUAUGUUGCUUGAAGAAGUCUUUGACAAAAAGCAAUAUUUGUCAUUGUAAAUUUUCUUGUUCUAAAGAAAGCAGUUAUAUUCUAUAGAUGUAAAUUAUGUAAAUAAAAGUUAUUUUAUAUUA
This is a messenger RNA of Hippopotamus amphibius kiboko, 10367 nucleotides long. It is a transcript of the gene BDP1, whose product is annotated as B double prime 1, subunit of RNA polymerase III transcription initiation factor IIIB. The record is from RefSeq and is a predicted model, not a curated record. Gene Ontology annotation, cellular component: transcription factor TFIIIB complex. Gene Ontology annotation, molecular function: TFIIIC-class transcription factor complex binding. The transcript is spliced from 39 exons. Gene Ontology annotation, biological process: RNA polymerase III preinitiation complex assembly. NCBI's taxonomy places the organism in Eukaryota, Metazoa, Chordata, Mammalia, Artiodactyla, Hippopotamidae. The coding region runs from base 221 to 7888 and encodes 2555 amino acids.